GAAGAAGAAUAAGGCUUACGUCACUUCCGUAAAAACCAAGGCUACUGUAAUGUGGGAUUUGUGUGCUGGGUGUCUUUUGUCAAUGUCGUUUUUACCGUCAUUUAUGCAUCCUGAACGUAUACGAUGUCUCAUCCUGAAUCCUCCUGUACGACCUCACAUGACAUAGAAAACCCUUUUGUGGGUGAGAAUGGAAGAACCGAGGAUGGCUCUGUUGACAGAGAGGCUAGCAGCCCAAACGGAAGUGUGAAGGAGCGUGUCUUAAAGGAGGUAGGAUUCACCAGCUCCGCAUUCAUUGGUCCAGCAUUUCCUCCAAACUCAUCCACAGUCAAGUCUGACUUUGAAGACACACUGAGCGAGUUUUACAAAGAGCUUGAGAAGAUUGAUACACCCGAUGGUGCUCAGGAUAACCCAGGGAAACAAAAUGCAAGUGUUGUUCAAUCACCUCCCAAAACAUCUACCAGCAAAGAGACUCAGGAUGUGAGCGAGGAGAAAAUAGUUCACGCAAGCAAAUCUGCAGAAACAGAUGGCUACCAGAAAAGCAGUGGGCAGAAACAGUCAUCCUGGUCACACUGGUAUCAAAAUGAACCAUACUGCCCAAGAAGACCGAGGCCAGCUGCUCCUACUCAAAAUCAGUGGCAUUGUCCUCAAACACUAAACAGACCACCAGACCCAAGAUUUUACAGACCCCCAUUCCAUCACCCGCCACCCCCAUCUGCAUUCCCAAAUCCACAAAACCCACCACCACAUGUGAAUCAAAACAGGAGCAGUUCAGGCGCGACAAACCAAUGUAAAGAGGAAUCGCAUUUUCCAACAUUUUCUAGGUUCCCACCUCCGAAUGUAUGCAGUCCCCCCUCUCAGGGCUUCUAUGGAGAUCCUCCACAUCACUUCAACAGAGAAGAGCAGGGUCAUAGCCACAAUAUACACUCAAAUAAUGUAAAUGUUGGGUGCUCCAGAGCUGGAAAAGAAGAAUGGUGUCAGUUUGGUGAAGAUAAUGACAGGCUCCAGAGAUUUGAUUCAGAAAGUGAAUCGUGGGAGCAUCACAGACAACCCACUGAUAACAGUAAUGCCUACCAUUCUUCCUUGGUGCUGAUCUUGAUGAGGGGAUUACCAGGAUCUGGGAAGUCAACAAUGGCCAGGGAGCUGCUUUCCACUGGUCCCAGUGGGCUCAUACUGAGUACUGAUGACUACUUUGCUCACAGAGACGGCUACCGCUAUGAAGCAGGGCUUCUGGGAGCAGCACAUGAAUGGAACCAGAAGAGAGCUAAAGACGCUAUGCAUGAUGGUCGAUCUCCCAUCAUUAUUGAUAAUACAAACCUUCAGUCUUGGGAAAUGAAGCCAUAUGUCGAAAUGGCCUUGAAGAGAGGAUACAGAGUGGACUUUUGUGAACCAGACACACACUGGAAGUUUGAUCCUUAUGAGCUGGAGAAGAGGAACAAGCACGGUGUUCCACAGGACAAGAUCACACAGAUGAUGGAUCGUUUUUCAUUUCCCAUAUCUGUAGACAUUGUCAUGAGGUCACAAGAGCCGCCUCACAUAAACCAGAGACGUCGACCAGACCAGCCACAGAUGAUGAGGAGAAAACAGGAUUUCCAUUAGUUUUCCACAGAAAUUUAACAAGCCAAAUGAAGAACCACACUUUUGUAAUGUUGUUAAUAUUGUUGCCUGCUCUUUUUACAGGAUUUUUUUAAUUAAUUAUUUUGUUUGCUGUAAAUUUAUAUAAAGAAAGAAGAAAUCUAUUUUUUUCUGAAGAAGUUUUCAUAGUUAAAUAAAGUUAAAUUUGCACAAAUAACAUCUUUUGUAGGAAUGAAAAUCUGAAUCAUUUUUGCAUUUUGUGUUUAAUGACUGGUAUUUCACACUUGUCCUUUUGCAGUUUGUCUGUUUUCUACAAUAUUAUAUAUGCAACAACAUGAAAAACCAAAAGGUUGUCCUCAUCGGCUUCAUGUUGUUUUCCUUUCUUUGGUUAGUUGCUAAAAUAGUUUUUCAGUGUGUUCAGAUUUGCUGAAAUCAGUAGUGCAACUGCUGUAAUUUUCUAUUCCAAUGGGACUGUGUCUGAGUUCUUUAAUUCAAAGGGUAAGUUCACACAUUUUCAAGUCCGUCAUAAACAAUACUCAGGUGUGCCUGAAAGAAGUUUGGCUUGCUCUAAUCAUUCCUCCUGUUCAUACUAGACAUUAAGAGCUCCAUUUCUGACGGGGGACAACAUCCACAGCCGUCAUUUUGUGCAAUAAAUGUAUUUCAAUGUU
Messenger RNA from Epinephelus lanceolatus (giant grouper), 2240 nucleotides. It is a transcript of the gene n4bp2l2, whose product is annotated as NEDD4 binding protein 2-like 2. NCBI's taxonomy places the organism in Eukaryota, Metazoa, Chordata, Actinopteri, Perciformes, Serranidae. Gene Ontology annotation, cellular component: nucleus. Gene Ontology annotation, molecular function: transcription corepressor activity. Gene Ontology annotation, biological process: negative regulation of transcription by RNA polymerase II. The record is from RefSeq and is a predicted model, not a curated record.